AUGCUGGCGUCUGUUGCGAUAGCUGAGCUGGACAAGAACAACGACACCCUGCUAACAUGGAGCUACCCGUCCUUGGACGAGAAGAUCGGCUCACGGUUGGUCAAGCUGUGUGACAUGGAGCUGCAUCGAGACGCCAAGGAUCUCCAGAAAUCGCUCAGGGAUGAGAAGGUCGGAGCAAUGGGCAGCGUCAUCUUCGCCCGCAGCCAAGGCCACUGGAUGUACCUGCUGCCCUUCUCGGUUUCUUCGUUCGUGGUAUCAGUUCAGAGCAGAGCAUUCUUUCCCAACAAGUUCGAGGCACUCUUGAAGGAACUUGUCAUGGUUUAUGCCUCGGAAGGAACUCCUCUCAGAGUUCUUGAAGGCUACCUCUCUGCAAUGACGGUCGGAAAGUUCCAGAAUUAUGCUGAGAGUGCAUUUCCUGACACGGACAUGCAAACGUCGAACCUGCAAGUUCCGAUCAGAUGGAUGAUUGAGAUGUUCGAAGUUGAGACUGUGCUGCUGUGGUCAUGUAUGCUAUUGAAAAAAAGGAUGGUUGUUUACUCUAACAAGGUUCUUGAACUUCAACGAUUCCUCCGUAUCAUCCCGGCCCUGGUCCCACAUCGAGAGUCAUGGAAUGUGCUGAAACCUUAUUGCGUUGGGGACGAGGAGGACGAGGAAGAGCUCAAGACAGCAAGCUUCUUCGUUGCUGGGGCCCUUCAGCCGAUGGAGUCCAACAAGGACAUCGCAAGCUUCUUGUCCAAAGCGCUUGAGGAGAAUGUAGAAGACCAAGCAAUAAUUUCAGGGCUGCAAGAGAAGAAUCAAGAAUUGAUCGACAAGCUGAAAAUGUUGGCGGCGGACGAAGAGGACAUGCUGCUAAGUUUGUCCUCCUUGCAAGAACAGCUUCAAAACCCCAAGCUUGCAUUCUUCCUUUACUCCGUCGCUCUUUCAGAGGGACUUGCUAGACCUGAGGCUUGA
Guillardia theta CCMP2712 is the source of this 951-nucleotide messenger RNA. RefSeq lists its product as hypothetical. Gene Ontology annotation, cellular component: late endosome. The record is from RefSeq and is a predicted model, not a curated record. Gene Ontology annotation, biological process: protein transport; regulation of early endosome to late endosome transport. The transcript is spliced from 15 exons. Lineage: Eukaryota; Cryptophyceae; Pyrenomonadales; Geminigeraceae. The coding region runs from base 1 to 951 and encodes 316 amino acids. Gene Ontology annotation, molecular function: guanyl-nucleotide exchange factor activity; small GTPase binding.